Molecule: messenger RNA, 726 nt
Organism: Exophiala spinifera
Lineage: Eukaryota; Fungi; Ascomycota; Eurotiomycetes; Chaetothyriales; Herpotrichiellaceae
Exons: 1
Coding region: 1-726 (241 amino acids)
Source: RefSeq, a predicted model, not a curated record
AUGGCUACCACCACGGCCAAUCGACCCAGAUAUCCCAUCGGCAUUCCAGCCAAGUUCUCCGUCGACGGCGAGGUUCAGCGGUACCCUGGAAACACGGUCCUCUGUCACAUUCCCCCUUCUUCGCCGCUCAUCCCGGCGCUCCAAGCCGUCUACACAGCACUGGCAGACCAUCCAAGGAUCGCCCCGUCCAUACAUCUCCUCCCACCGGCCUCCUGGCACAUGACAGUCUUCGACGGCAUGCGAGAGCGGGAGUGCGAGCCGGGGAUGUGGCCGCCGGGCAUGGCUAAACUGUCCCUCGCUGAGAGUACGGCCAUCUACCGCGAAAAGCUGUCGGCCUUUGGGCGGACGCAGCUCAGGGAGCUCGGGCUCGCGCCGCCCUAUAACAUGCGUGUGCGCGUGAUCGAGGCCGGUCCUGUCGGGAUCGGCCUGGAGCUCGAGGGCGCGACGGCCGAGGAGGAGCGGCGGAUGCGGAGACUGAGAGAUGCGAUUUCAGAUGUGCUUGGGUUUCGCGCGCCCAACCACGACGAGUACGGGUUCCACGUCAGCAUUGCGUACUUGAUGAGGCAUGUGGAUGGCGAGUCGAGGGAGGAGCUGGAGCGAGUGCUGAAGAGGCAUCUGCCGACGUUACAGGGGGAGGUGCUGAUACUGGGUGCCCCAGAGUUUUGUACCUUUGAAAACAUGCAUGCCUUCCCGAGAAUCAUGUACAUUGGGGAUGGAGAAGACUGA